Molecule: messenger RNA, 2019 nt
Organism: Trichosporon asahii var. asahii CBS 2479
Lineage: Eukaryota; Fungi; Basidiomycota; Tremellomycetes; Trichosporonales; Trichosporonaceae
Product: exocyst complex subunit Sec15
Exons: 11
Coding region: 1-2019 (672 amino acids)
Biological process (GO): exocytosis; intracellular protein transport; Golgi to plasma membrane transport
Cellular component (GO): membrane; exocyst
Source: RefSeq, a predicted model, not a curated record
AUGAACCGAAAACAGCGUCCAACGUUCUCGAGUGCGGAGCUUGAGCUUCAGCUCCAGCAAAUCACGCUCGAUCCGACAUCGGCAACGACGGAAAACUUCGAAGCCCUUACACCGUUAAUCAAGACCAUACAGGAGAGCGAGAGCGAGCAACUGUAUCUGAAUAGCUUGGACCGCUUCGUUGAGGAGAAGGAGCGCGAGAUCGAGCAGAUCUGCGAGACCAACUAUGAGGACUUUGUCUCCUCUGUUCUCACGCUGUCGACUGUGAGGCAGGGCACGAGUCAUCUGCGGAAACGCAUCGGCGAGCUCGAUGGUCAGAUGGGUGACGUCGGACGAGCGCUGGGCGAGAAGAAGAAGGUCGCGAGGAAUAUGGACGACGCUAUCGAGACACUUCAGACCUGUCUCCGGCUCCUAGACCUCGUGCACCGCGUUGGCGAGCUGACGAGAGAGGGCAAAUACUGGGGAGCGUUGAGGUCGUGGCUCUUCGAUAUCCGCGAAUCAAGUGCCUUAGUCGGAAAGCUCGCUCUGAAACAUAUGGACAGCCGUAUCAAGCGUUGGCGCGCGAGGCGGGAGAAGGAUGGUAACAUCCGGUUAGCGAACAUUGGAGGAGCUUUGGAGCUCGUCAACAACGAGCGUACCGAGUUCAACGCGCUCGACAAUGAGCAGAUCAAGAUAGACUUUAGACCACUCUACCAGUGUAUCCACAUCUACGAGGCGCUGGACGCCAAGUCAGAAUUACAGAGGAACUACCAGGAGGAUCGAAAGGCCAACCUGAUUCUGUCGUCCAGGGCGGCAACGACACCAGAGACGCUAAAGGCGAAUCUUCCUUACCUGAUCCAGGAGCUUGUCGGCUUCUUCAUCAUCGAAGCGCACGUCCUUCGCUCCGCGCCCGACUUCAGGUCACGACGAGACGUGGAUGACUUGUGGGACGAGAUGUGCCGGCGCAUCAUGGACGUCGUCGGACAGGGCCUGAAGGGAUGCAGUGAGCUCGAGAUCUUCCUCGAGAGCAAGCGCAACAUUCUGCUGUUCGUGCAGACUCUGCAGGGACACGGCUACGACGUGACGGAGCUGAACGGACUGCUCAUCACGCUGUUCGAGCGCUACUCGGAGCUGCUCGUGCGCAAGUUCAGCGCCGACUUCAACCACAUCGUCUCUGAUGAUGACAACAUGCCCAUGAUGGUGAACACGACACAGGAGUUUGAGCAGGUCGCUGGAGUAUGCUGGUUUGCGGCAGGCGAAGUCGAGCAGCUCGCAAUCUUUGUGGAGCAGUUCUACCAGUUCGCCGACGGUGUCGCCCAGCACCAUGUGGAUAUCGACGAGGUGCUGCGCAAGUCGCUCGACGACCUGCUCACCGAUAACGUCAGCAAGCAGAUUGCUCGUCGUUUGAAGGGCAUGAGCAACUUGUCGCAGCUGGCGCAAGUCGUCAUCAACCUGGAGCACUUUGCGACUGCGUGUGACGAACUCGAGAGCGUGCUGAUGAACCUUCGCUACAUUGCGUCGAAGCUCGACUCCUUCUUCGACUUAGCAGAGUACACGUGGCUUCCCCGCACCCCGCCGGCGGCACAGCACGAGCCGAGCACGUACGUGUUCGAGAUGAUCACGUUCUUGACGGCGAACGUCGACUCGGUGCUGUUUGGUCUGAAUGAGUCGGUCAAGACGCACGUGUACGGCAACGCCCUCGCCCUGAUCAACAAGUGGUUCAUGGUGCCGCGGUACAACGAGGCUGCGCUCGCCUACGUCUUCAACGACGUCACGUACAUUCAGACCGAGAUUGGACGUCUCGACCGACCAGGUCUGGACCAUGUGUUUGACGAGGUCAAGCUGAGCAUCAAGCUGAUCCUCGACGAGGCUGUGAAUGCCUACAUGGAGCCCUCGGUGCGCGAGCUGUCGUACCGGGCCGUCAAGUCGCAGCGUCUGGCCACUAUGCUCGGCAAGCUGUCCGCCGGCGCCGCCGCCAUGGGCAACACGAGCAAGGCGGAGCGGCGCAGAGCCGAGGCAGAAACAGUGUCUCGGUUCCGUUAA